Messenger RNA from Leptopilina boulardi, 1488 nucleotides. RefSeq names its product cell death abnormality protein 1-like. The record is from RefSeq and is a predicted model, not a curated record. The coding region runs from base 113 to 1132 and encodes 339 amino acids. The transcript is spliced from 7 exons. NCBI's taxonomy places the organism in Eukaryota, Metazoa, Arthropoda, Insecta, Hymenoptera, Figitidae.
UAUAGCUUGACGCGCAGUUUGCGUUCAGUGAGAUUCUCCGGCCCCGUUUUAAUUCAGUGUCUCGUAUCCUAUUGUAUUGUAAAGUGACGGUUACAAUUUCACUGAACAAAAUAUGAAAGUUUUUUUAUUUUUAACAUUUUUCUUUUUCUUUGCGGAAUAUACCUGUGCGGAAUUAAGUCAUGAAAGAACCGCACGAUUAUCUCCAGGUGCACAUCCGUGCAAAGAGGAUAAAGAUUGUCCAAAAUUCGAAGGAGUAAAAUGUGUAAUUGAUAAAUGUUUAUGUUAUGAAGGAAAUAAUACUGAAAUUGUUUGUAAAGUAAAAUCUGGAAAUAAUCCAGAAGCUAGAAAUUAUGAAGAUCCAGCGCUAGAUUCAUUUAUUGGGAAAUCGUGUACUAAUAAUAACGACUGUCAUUAUCUUCAUGCUCACUGUAAUGAAACAAAACAUUGUGAUUGUGAACCUGAUUUCACUAAUACUAAGGAUGGCAAAUAUUGUUUGAAAGCUGCUAAAAAUUUGCAAGAUGAGUGUAAAAAGGAAGAGCAAUGCACUUUUAAAUUUCCCAAUGCAACAUGUACGAAUAAAAAAUGUGUAUGUCGUGAAAAUUAUCACGUGUCUGCUAGUCAAUGUUGGAAAGAUGUUGGAUAUGGAGAAAAAUGUGAUGAUCCACGAGAAUGUUGGCAUAUUUAUGGAUAUUGUGCUACAGAAAAUAAUACGUGUGUUUGUUCCGGUGAUAGAGUUAUAAAUUCCCGAAAAUCAAUGUGUCUUGAUGUUGUUAAACAUAAUGAAAGAUGUUUUGAGACUGUUCAAUGUACAGCGAGUUUAGGGGAUGCUGAUUGUGUUCAAGGCUAUUGUCAUUGUGCUAGAAAUUAUCAUUUUGUUCCAUUCAGACAGAAGUGUAUACCUAGCAAAACUCUUGGUCAGCCUUGUGAUGACGAUGAAAAUUGUUACCAAACGUCACGAAAUGAUGAUAGAAAUUUCCUAAUAUGUGCACAUGCAAAAGUGUGCAUUUGUAGUAAUGGUUUCGAGAGAAUUGGUUAUCAGUGUGUGGAGAAAGACCUUGAAUCAUCAGCAGUCACAUUCUAUAUUUCAUCUUUACUUUUGAUGACUGUACUCGGUUUUUUAUUGUGUCUUUGAAUGAUAAACAAAUAUCUAUCUACAGUCAGCCAUAAUUGUAAAUUAUUAUUAAUAAUUUUAUUAAUUAUUCUCAUCGUCAAUAUUUUAAAAAUAAUAAUAAUUUUAUAUAAAUGUAUUUGUAUAAAGAAUAUUUAUGAAUAAUUUUAUUUAGAAAAAAAAAAAAAACAAAAAAAAAAGUGUUUCGAACUGGUAGCGAACACUUUAUAAUCGAAUAAAUUAAAUUGAAAAAAAUCUAUCAAGAUUUUUCGAAUGUUAUUGUCUUUAAUGUGAAUUCUACAGUGAUUUCUUUUAAAUGAAAAUUCACUGAGAAUAAUUAUAAAUAAAUGUUUUGUUAUAAUAAAAAAAUUUUCCUUUUU